Messenger RNA from Acyrthosiphon pisum (pea aphid), 1789 nucleotides. Its product is annotated as protein ABHD1. The coding region runs from base 77 to 1291 and encodes 404 amino acids. NCBI's taxonomy places the organism in Eukaryota, Metazoa, Arthropoda, Insecta, Hemiptera, Aphididae. The transcript is spliced from 8 exons. Gene Ontology annotation, molecular function: monoacylglycerol lipase activity; acetylesterase activity. The record is from RefSeq and is a predicted model, not a curated record. Gene Ontology annotation, biological process: medium-chain fatty acid biosynthetic process; medium-chain fatty acid catabolic process.
CGCACCAAACUUAAACGCGCCGUCGUCGCGUUCGGCGGUCUUCGCAGACGGUAGUGCCCGCCGCUCAGCAGCUGACAUGGAUCGGCUAUUGAUUGUAAGGCUCGCGCGGAACGCCGUUCUUCCGUUGGCUUACAUAAUAUUCACCGCCGCCGCGUUCGUGAUCGCCGGCUACUUUUUGGCCCUAAAAACACAGUCAUCCAUGUUGUUUUGUAAAGAUGGAAACUUCAAGCAAUUCCUUAUUAAAAAAGUACCUGUUGUCAGAGAAAAAUAUUUACCUUCAAUUUGUGGGUUCAAUGGAUAUGCGCAUACAGUUCUUGCCACACUGUUUAGAGAUAUUAUUACACCUACAGUAGUUUAUGACAGGGAAAUUUUGACAUUAAACGACGGAGGCGAACUCGCUGUAGACUGGCUGUAUCCAAAAUAUAAAGGUCCACAGAGUUUAGUAACUGUGCUCAUACUCACUGGACUUACAGGUGAUAGCCAAUCUGAAUAUGUCAGAGAAACUGUAAACGAGCUGUUUGAAAAAGGCUAUUGUUGUGUUGUUCUUAAUUACAGAGGCAGGGGCGGUGUAAAACUGAAGACUGCCCGAACGUACUCGGCGACCAACAUCGAAGACCUGACAGAAGUGCUGAAACAUGUCAAGUCCAAACGGCCAAACAGUCCGAUCGCCGGCAUAGGAUUCUCAAUGGGAGGGACAUUACUGGGAACUUUCUUAAUGUCAUCUGAACAAGAAAAAAAUAAACACUUGGUCACAGGAAUACUAAUUUCAGUGCCGUGGAAUGUUAAACAAGCAUGUAAAAACGCAGAAGGUUCAUGGCUGAUGCGAAAAAUGGGCAAAAACUUGUCUCACCAUUUACGUAGUGUCGUCGUUAAAAACAAAGAUGUUAUUUUCAAACAAGAUAAUGACAGAUCGUUGGAUUAUAACAUUAUUAAACGGUGUAACACCAUCCGAGAGUUUGACACUGCCUACACCAUUAAAAUAUUCAACUACACCAAUGUGUAUCACUACUAUGAGGAUGCGACACUGAGCAACAAACUGCACCUGAUCAACGUACCAUGUCUGUGUUUAAGUGCGGCGGACGAUCCUUUUCUUUAUUUUAGAGAUAUACCCGUGAACGAAGCUGACAAUCACGGAAAUUUGGCUAUACUAGUGACUUCUGGGGGUGGUCACGUGGGUUACCUGGACACUUUUUGGCCGUUUACGAACAAUAACUUUAUGUUGAAGCUCAUCCAACAAUAUUUCGACGCAAUUAUGGUAGACAAGAAUUAUGAAAAAUUUGUAAGCCUUUAAACAGCAAAAUUUUACUAUUUAUUACAAUAUAAUAUAUUAUCAUAAUUUUAUAUUAGUGUUGUAUGUAAAUGGCAAAAAAAAAGGCGCAUACGACUGAUGAUAAUCGUUUCGGGUAGGAUUAGUGUCGUUAAAUAUUGCUAUUUAUUUAAACUAUUUUGUUAUAUGAAUUUUUAAUCGAGUAAUGUCAUUAAGGCAUUUUAAGUGUAGUUUAAAAUUAAGAACAUACAUUUAAUACUUCGUUAUAUUAUUAUUAAUACAUUAAAUGUGAAUCAAGGGUAAAAGUAAAGCUACAAUAUAUUGAACAAAAUUCAAAAUUGUUAAAUUAUAAGAAUAUUAUAUAAUACAUUUGAAUGAAGGAACAACAUUAAAAAAAAAAAAAAUUAUGUACCUAUCUUAAUUUUGUUGACCGUAUAAUUUUGGUAAUUUAUACCUAUAGUGAUGGUCCCUGUUGUUGUGAAGGCCACGUUAAAAUCAACGAGAGACAUCCGUUUUAUGAAA